Molecule: messenger RNA, 3729 nt
Organism: Thrips palmi
Lineage: Eukaryota; Metazoa; Arthropoda; Insecta; Thysanoptera; Thripidae
Exons: 7
Coding region: 66-2339 (757 amino acids)
Source: RefSeq, a predicted model, not a curated record
UUUCGGAUUGCUUGAUUUCGCGUGAUUCUCAAUAAUUCGCGUGUGAUUUCGGUGGCCGUGUACACAUGAUUGCGCGAGUUUUUGCCCCCUCGGCCGGUUGGCUCGGCCGGUCGGGGGGCCUCGCAUCGAGCCUCGCAUUCACCACAUUCACAUUGCAAUUGAAGGAGCGCCUGAUUGCGGUUCGGGUCGGCUUAUUCGCCUUCCUCUUCCGGCACCGAGCGGGAAGGCUCGUGAUGUGUCGGCUUGCCAUCGAUCCAAGACGCUCUCUCUGUCUCUCACUCCGAGAGGCUUCCCUCCCUUUCUCUCGCCCCCUCCCACCCCCUCCCACCCCCUCCACGCGCCGCCGGCCAUGGCCGGGCACUGCCACAAAAUGGACCAGUGUCGUUCGGGGUUGUGUUUUGUUUUUGUUUUUUGUUGCCGCUGUCCAGCUGGCCGGCCCCCCUCGAUCUCUCGAAGCAACCCGAUCUUUGAAAUACGGGAAUACGAGAGCGCGGCCGUGCUCGUGCCAGCUUGCGAUAAAUCGCGUUGGGCCGAAGCGUGCUCUUUUUGGGCCGAGGCUCGCACGCCUGGACGCGGUCGGGUCGACAAAACAGCAGCAGCAACGCGAUAAGUGGUGGCUUGCCUCGCCGUGCAAGUGUCCUGCAGUUGUCCUGCCCAUCCGGGCUGGAACGCGCUGGAGCGCACAGUGGGCCAGCGCGGCGCGCUUUGGACUAGGACAGCCUGGAGUGUGGCGUCCUAGACAGAGCGGGCGGAUGAAAAUUGAUAAGCCCUUCACCAUCCUGGCCCCCGUCAACUCGGCCGUCAGCCCCCAGGCCGAGCCCGGCGCCAUGCGCCGCUUGCUGCUGGACCACGUGGUGCUCGGCAAGCAGCUGGACCUGGACAUCGGCGCCGACCUCCGCUUCGCCACCCUGGGCGGUCACACCGUUAAAGUGCAGAACCACAGUGGCACUCUGACGGCCAACGGCGCCCGCGUGCUCCAGGCGCGCGUCGAGGUGCCCAGGGGCAUCCUCGUCAUCCUGGACAACUACCUGUUCACGCCGCCCUCCGAGGAGGCCCUGACGAGCAGCUCGACGACGCCGGGGCCGCCCAGUCUGGAGGCCGCCGCCACGGCCACCGCGUCCAAGGCCAACGCCUCUACCACCACCACGACGGCGGCGUCCUCGGAGGCAGGCACGACCGUCCCCGCAUUGCCUACCGCCGCCGCGCACGUGGCGCCGUCAGGCUUCCUGCACGACGUGAAGCAGGUCCUGUCCUUCCUCAAGAGCGGCACGCGCGUCUUCCAGCACCUCAUGUCCCGCUCGAACGUGAGCCGGCUGCUGGGCAAGGACCCCGGGGCGCAGUACACCCUCCUGGUGCCCACCGACCUGGCGUUCCAGCGCUGGCACCCCAUCGACUGGGGCUUCUACCCCUUCUCCGUGGCCGAGUUCAGCGAGAGCGUGGUCGUCAACCACUUCCUGCAGGGCGACCUGCGCGUCGACGACCUCAAGGACGGCCAGGUGGCUAGCUCUUUGGAAGGCCGGGAGGUGGUUUUCGCUCGCAAACCCAACUUGACGGUGAACGGCGUGCAGGUGGUGGGGGGCGACACGCCGGUGGCGCACGGCAACAUCCUGCUCAUCAGCGAGGUGCUGUUCGUCAACGAGGACGUGGUGGCGCGCCUGCACGAGAACAACCGCGACAAGGAGACGCCGCCGCUGCUGGCCUUCCCCUGGAUCGGCGCGCAGUUCCUGAGCCACGCGUUCCUGGCGCUGGAGGACGCGGGGAAGGGCUUCAAGCACGCCACGCGCUUCCUGGGCAAGGCCGACCUGGCGCCGCACGUGCCCGGCGCCGGCUACACCUUCUUCGUGCCCACGGACGAGGCCUUCGAGAAGUUGGGGCUGGACGCGGCCAGGGACGGCUACCUGGCGACCGGCCCCGGGUUGCAGCUGCUCCUGAACCACUUCGUGGACAAGAGGCUGUACGCCAGGGACCUGCAGAACGGCUCCACGUUCGACACGCUGGGCAACAGGACGGUGACCGUCAGCAGGAAGCAAGGUGCCAUCUACAUCAACAAAGCCAAAGUGGUGAAGAGUGAGGUGUUUGUCUACAAUCUAGGCACUAUGUUCUACAUAGACAGCAUCUUGUUCAGUGAGGAAGGGCUCCCUUCAUUAGACCACGAAGAAUCUAGUUCAACUGGAUCAUCUCAUGUUACAACACAUCUUCCAGAUGAAGUUGAAACUAUACCAGUUGAACUAGGGCAAGAUACAGACAACGAAAGUCUUGAGGAUAAUGAUCCAGAUCGGGAACCAACAACAACGGCACCUGCAGGUGCAGAGGCCAAGAUAAUUGAACUUGAUCCUUGAAAUCAACAAAAUGUAAGCAACCACUCAAAUAGAGACCCGCAAUUGCUCAUUUAACUCAACUUUUGUCUUCCCACCUUGUGACUAAUAGUCGCUUUGGUUAAGGAUCCAGUGGAUAAGACAAUCUGAAUAGAGAGCCAAAAAAUUGAUAAAUUGUUCAAACUUACUUGUGAAUUCAGUGAAACGUUCUUUAUUUCAUAUUCAUAUAAAAAGUUUAUCAUAUUUUUAGGAAACCCAGACUUGAUAUAUACUUCCUUAACUACUGAUAAAAAAAAUUAGUAAUGGAGGUAGAGAUUGUUUUUAGCUUUAGAACUGUUCUAGAACUGCAUUUGAGUUAGUCUGACAAUGCAUGUUAGUUUGACACCACUUUGGUCACUUUGUAAAGAGUGUGCCAGGUACACCUUUUUUCACACUACUUAGUGGGAUGUAAGUAUCUCUACACUUUUUUUAAUUAGUUUUACUCAUUCUUAUUUAAUUAGUGUGUUGCUGUGUGGGUUAAUCGAAUCUGGAGGUAUACCAUUCACGAAUCUUGAAACAUUAUCCUGUGCCAGACAUUUUAAAAUCUUUCCCAAGUGAAAUUCAACACAAAGAUCUCACUGAUAGAAGUGCAUGGUUUAAGAAAUAGCAUUUCAAGAGGUAAAAAAUCCACUUAUGUAACAUUUUUAUGUCAUUUAUGUUGUGGUUUAGAAUACUGUACCCAUGUGAUCCUCGUUUAUAAGUCUCAUAUUCAAUUAGAUACCUAGCCUUGAUGUCUUUGUUCACUGUCAUCUCACUAAAUCUGUACUUCAAAAUUAAGUCUGUAAAAAUAUGGAUGACAGCCAGAUGUGCCAAACUGAAGUAGUUAGACUGUGGCAAGGAAAGCUGCAACCUAGAAAGUUAAUUAUCGGAAAAGAAUUAAUACGAUAAAGAGUGCUUCUGUACAUACAUAUCUGGCCUUUCUUUUCUGAUGAAACUCAGAGUACUGUUUGAAACAUUAGGGCCACUGAGGUGGGUAAAUUGCAUAUCAGUUUGUGAUCAUACUUGAAGCUUUCUUGCUUGCUAUUUUAAUUAUCUUUUUGGAAAAUAAAAUAAAAUUGUGCACAAGUUAAAGAAACAUAUCUUAAAAUAUUUAGUUGGAUGGAUUCUGAAGUACUUUUUAUGCCAUUUAUGUACUGUAUUUACAAGAGUGCAAGACGCUCGCUAGAGACACAGUUUAAAUUAAUAUACAAUAUUGCACGCAAAACUCCAACUUUUGGGUCUUUCUCACGAAUAGAAAAUUUGAGACCCAAUAAUUAUGUAAAUACGGUAGUUAAUUCAUUGUGAUAUGAAGGUGGUCUUGUUUGGACUCCACAAAACUGAUUCCCCUUAUUUAUAAAGGCGACAUUUUGUCAAAAUAAAACUACCUAAAACGAAA